Messenger RNA from Polyodon spathula (Mississippi paddlefish), 2784 nucleotides. Its product is annotated as heparan-sulfate 6-O-sulfotransferase 3-B-like. The record is from RefSeq and is a predicted model, not a curated record. Lineage: Eukaryota; Metazoa; Chordata; Actinopteri; Acipenseriformes; Polyodontidae. Gene Ontology annotation, cellular component: membrane. Gene Ontology annotation, molecular function: heparan sulfate 6-sulfotransferase activity. The transcript is spliced from 2 exons. The coding region runs from base 792 to 2039 and encodes 415 amino acids.
ACAAGUGCACUGUUGCUGCAGCAUGAUAGAGCUUAUGUAUAGCUAUUCAGCUCUUCAAAUACUGCUAUACAGUUUCUGUAAUGCAUGCUUUUCAACAUAAGAGACAUCUCCUACGUGUGAAAGAGUUAAGGAACGGUUGCUCGGGGUGCUCUGAACAAUUUAAACAAUGCAAUAUUGAAAACGACUGAAUGUUUCAUCGAUACUACAGACCUGUACAAAUCUGCAGGGAUUGCUGCGCCGAAGGAUGUCCCUUAGCUCCACGUUUAUGUUAUCAUGAUUCUGCAUAGGAAGGAUGAUAAUAACAUCGAAUAAAUGGAAAACAGUAGUCUAUUUUAUCAACAGUAGGGAAGUUGCUUACGUUAUAUGUUGGAGUUGUUGAGUCAUGUAUAUUGCUGGAUGACACGAGUCAGGUGUUGGUUUGCUACAAGAUAUUGUCAAGUUUAACGGGUUUUUUUUCAUGCAGAAUUCUAAGAAAAGCGACUGUUUUCAAAUAAAGAAGUAUCCAUUCGGCAACAUAAGUAAUCCAGUCAUCUAUCAAUUAUCAGUAACUUGGUAUAACAUAGAAAGUGAAUUCUUGAACAGUAAAUGUUUUUGCUUUGUUACACCGUUAAAAAGCACCUCUACUUAAGAAGCCAGGACAAGGUGACUCGUGAUUUGACCGGUACCUGAGGAAUAUAUAGCUUUUUGGAAUGUGUGGGUGUUUUGUACAAGGAGCUAAUUUUUGACGGAGAGACCUAAAGAAAAGUGUUUGUACUAAUGACAGUGAAUGGAAAACCUUUCCUUUUAGUAUCAUGGAUGACAAAUCCAACAAGCUAAUCCUGGUCCCUGUUGUAUUCGUGCUGUUUGUGAUGAUAGGCUACCAGUACAUUUGCCCAGCAGGCAGUAACUCGUGCCACUUCAGGACUGGGGAGAAGGUAAGAGGGGUCACCCUUCCAUCUUCCCAAACCCCUGCGAUCUUCGAUUUCUAUAUAGAUCAAGAACUAGAAGACGAAAGCCCUCCCAAAUUUUUGCCUACAUUUAACUUCUCGGAAACAGAUCUGACACGCUACGCGGAUUUCAACAUCAAAGGGGAUGAUGUGAUCGUUUUCCUGCACAUCCAAAAGACAGGCGGGACUACAUUCGGCAGGCACCUGGUAAGGAAUAUUCGCCUGGAGCAGCCUUGUGACUGCAAGCUUGGGCAGAAGAAAUGUACUUGCCACCGGCCCGGGAAGAAAGAGUCCUGGCUUUUCUCUCGAUUCUCUACAGGAUGGAGCUGUGGGCUGCACGCGGACUGGACAGAGCUAACCAACUGCGUACCUGUAAUCAUGGACAAGAAGGAAACCCAGAAACCCCGAAGGAACUUCUAUUACAUUACAAUGUUGAGAGACCCAGUGUCGCGCUUCCUGAGCGAAUGGAAACAUGUCCAGAGAGGGGCGACGUGGAAGACAUCCCUGCACGUGUGCGACGGCAGAUCCCCCACGCAGGAUGAGCUGCCCACUUGUUACCUAGGUGACGACUGGUCAGGGGUGACCCUGCAGGAGUUCAUGGACUGUAUUUACAACCUGGCCAACAACCGGCAGGUGCGCAUGCUGGCAGACCUCAGCCUGGUGGGCUGCUACAACCUCUCGUCCAUGAACGAAAGCGAGCGGAACGAGAUUCUGCUGCGCAGCGCCAAAGAGAACCUCAAGAAGAUGGCCUUCUUCGGGCUGACAGAGUACCAGCGGAAAACUCAGUACCUCUUCGAGAGGACCUUCAACCUGACGUUCAUCUCACCCUUCACGCAGCUGAACAGCACGCGGGCCGCCAACGUGGACAUCGAGUUGCAGACGCGGCGGCGCAUCGAGGAGCUCAACUUCCUGGACAUGCAGCUCUACGAGUACGCCAAGGACCUGUUCCUGCAGCGCUUUCAGUUCACCCGGCAGAGAGAGCGUCAGCUGGAGAGGCAGAGGAGAAGGGAGGAGCGCCAGCUGCUCCGCGAACAGAAAGCGCACCGCUACAGGCAGCAGGCUGACAACAGUGUCACCACAGAGGACUACACUGGCCAAGUGGCGAGAUGGUGACAGCUUUUGUCUCAACCAUCAAAAUGGUCUUUAAAAUAUAACUGAAGAAUUAACAACUUUUGUUUUCAGCUCUUAAGUGUGACAUUUUAUCGAUUGUCCUCAUUCACAUGAAACUGCGGAGGCUGUGAUUAACACAGCUACCCUGCCUUUUGAGUACCCUUUCGUGUCUUAACUUUAAAAAUAGAUGUAUAAUAUACUUUUGUGACCUUCCCCUUGCUUACUACUGUAGUUAGUCAUUAUUAUGUAGAUUGUGAAGACUAUGUAUACACAGGAAAUUAAGCUUAAGAUGACAUUCACAAAAAGAAGGUGAAGAGUUUCAAGCCAAUGGCUGGUGAUAGUUAUUGUUCACCAGGUGAAAAAUGAUUUGGUUCUUACAGUAUGCUGUUAGUGUGAUUUUAUUUUUAUUUGUAUGCAAUAUGUAAGUGACUUAAACUUGGCCACAAUUGUGUGUGAUAAAUAAUAUAAGAUGCAGUAGCAUCACAAGGAGAUCUUACCGGAAGCUUGUCUUGUCUAAGGUGUUGCUUUAGAGUCUUUAUUAUCUGUUCCAGAGCACGUUUUUUUUUUUUUUCCAGUAACCGAAGAUUAAUGGAUAUUAUACUGGUCUGAAGCAGGUUUCUGGCACCUUUUCACACCACAGUAGCCUGAUCUUACAAUUGAUGAGUUGAUUUAUAACUGGCAUCUAGUCUUGUUAGAAGCACUGCUAGCUGCUCAGAAAUGACAGGCUGCAGUUUUACAUCAAUGUUGU